Schistosoma haematobium is the source of this 2635-nucleotide messenger RNA. RefSeq lists its product as uncharacterized. The record is from RefSeq and is a predicted model, not a curated record. Lineage: Eukaryota; Metazoa; Platyhelminthes; Trematoda; Strigeidida; Schistosomatidae. Gene Ontology annotation, molecular function: UDP-glycosyltransferase activity; hexosyltransferase activity. Gene Ontology annotation, cellular component: membrane. Bases 1084 to 1707 code for a protein of 207 amino acids. The transcript has 2 exons.
AUUUUGCAUUUGCUUGGCAAGUAUAUAUGUGGCUAGAUUUUUCAAAAUGUUUAGUGUAAAUACACCAUAUUUUUCAGAUUUAAUUAUACUGACGUAUAUAUGACAAAUAAAUCUAAGUGGAAUCUUUAAUGUGAAUGUGAAUUCGAAAAGUUCAGUAUAAAUUGAUUGCACAUAAACCGACACACUAACUUAUCAGCACCUUUGAACAUUAUAUAUCUGUGAUGGUGAAAAUCUCUUUGUUUGUAUAGUAGCAUUGUUGAGAUAUAUAAGCUAUCAGGUAAACAGAUGAUCUAGAUUUUUCCAAUUUGUUGAUAUUUACUUCUAACGUCGAAAAAUCUUGUUUUUGGUGUUUUGGGACUCCGCAGCACUGAGAACCCAUAAUCUCACACGAGGUCGAACCAUGCAUAUUUCAGUUGGUUCAACAAGCAUAUCAAUGUUUCGUCGAAUUGUUCGCAAUUGUAACUGAGGACAGUUAAUGGUACUGACUGGUAUUUAACAUGUGUUAUUGAUGGGUGGCUUUACUCAGCACGGAAGAGCUUCCUAAAAAAACUUCAAGAAAUUCAUUUUAAUCAAUUUACUAGUGUACACAUAAAUGCUAUUUAAUUUUGUGACUUUGUUUAAAUCUGCCUCAUCUUUGGGAUAUUGUCAAUUACUAACUGAUAUCAUCCAGUGAAACGCUAAAAUCCGGGAAACGUCGGAAUAAUGCUUCAUCAUAAUUUACACGAUGCAUACGAUUAUUAUUAUUGUCUAAGAAAAUAAUGUCAUUAAAUUGAAAUAUAAUGUCUCAUUUAUCAUCGUACUAAUACCUGAACUUUAGGAAAGAAUUAUAUUGAUAAAUUGUCAAAAUGUCAAACUCUUGAUAUACUAUUAGUCAUUCGAUCACAUGUAAAUAAUUUCAAUCAACGAGAUGCUAUUCGUCAAACAUGGGGAAAUCAACAAUGCUAUGAAAAUUUUGGUGUGUUUAUUCGUAUUCUAUUUAUUUUAGGCAAACAAGACGACAAUAAUGAUAAUGUAUUAAAUUAUUUUAUACAAAAUAAAAAUAUUCAUUAUGACAAUAGUGUGGGUAACAUUGGAGUAUUACAAAUGCUACACUAUGAGCAUUUUAUGCAUCGUGAUAUUAUACAAUUUGACUUUAUUGAUAAUGAUUCUAAUUUAUUGAAUAAAUGGAUUGGUAGUAUUGAUUUUAUUGUAAAAUAUUGUAUGAUUACUGAAAAAUCUUUUACUCUAUUUCUAGAUGAUGAUACUUUUUUACAUCCAAUAAAUUUAAUACAAUUAUUACGUCGUAUUACACUUAGUCAAUAUAGAAUUUACGCAUCCGGUCAUGUAAAACGUAUCUCUUAUCCAGUACGUAUCCCGUUCUUGCCUAAAUAUAUGUCAUUAUCAAAUUAUCCAUUCUGUAUGUAUCCACCAUAUAUAAUUAGUGGAACAAUUAUAUUAAGUAUGCCUGUUGUUCAAUUAUUACGUGUUGGAUUUAACUAUGUUACAAAUAUUCCAUAUGAUGAUAUCCUAUUAGGAAUGAUACUAUUAAAAUUUGGUAUUAGUCCUAUUCAUUUAAAAAAUAUUUAUACAGAACAUAGUUUAGAUAAGCAAACCCUUAAACAAUUACAAUUUAUCAGUAUUCAUGGUUACAAUGAUCCUUCAAUGAUUCACUCGUUGUGGUCAACUUUAAAUAUGAAUUAUGCUUGUAAAAUAAAACUGAAGAACUAAUCAAAAGAUAUUUUAUGCUCUUUUUUAUUCGUGAAGCUAUACAAACUGACAAAGUUUUUCUUAUUAUUUCAUUUUAGCUAGUUCCGUGAUUAAAAGUGACAGAUGAACAAAUAAUUUUUUAAUGAAGAUUAGUUUUUUAAUGCACUAUUUUAUGGGUUUAUAGUCCUUUCAUAUGUAUGGCAAACAUGAUAUCGGUUACUACUCAAUUCUAUAGAAAAUCAGUAGCAGUUCGAAUAGCUCAGUUGUGACGUCUCAGAUUAUGUACAACAGGGGGUGUGGAGAAAUAAUCAUCUGAAGAUUGCAAGUAUACCAUGUUGUUAAGUGCUAACUAACACGAAAAUUUGAUCCAUGGAUUCAUAUUGACCACCAUCAACCACCUUACACCAAAACAUGGUGCACAUGAUAUCAAAUUAUUUAGACUAGUGGAUGUAUUGUAACGUAGUCCAUAGACUUGGAUCAGAAUUUAGAAUUUCGAAACUGUGACAUUUUUUAAUACUCAGUGAUCAGUGAAUGAAAAUAUAACCAGCGUAAAUGAUAAUUUAAUCCUGAAUUCACAAUUUGACAUAUUUGGCUGAUCAUUUUUUUAGUUUAUUUUACAUUAGAUACAUGGCGUCAAAGCAACAUAUUUUUGGGUGGUAAAUGUUAAUGUUGUCUAUUAUUUGAUGGCAAGUGUUUUUUGGAUGCUUUUAGCUGAUACGUCGCAAUGAUUUUAUUCUAGUAAAAGAUAUACUAUUCCAUAUAUAUAUGUAAAGUGUUUCCAUAAACUGUUCUUAUACCGUUACAUUCUACUCAGUCCUUAUCAUUAAAAUUUAGUUAUGUGAAGUAUCACCUUAUUGUACAAACAAGUAGCUGAAUUUAAUCUACAUUUAAUAAAAUUUUAACUUGGAACUAAUCAAUGAAUUUUCAUUCAUUACCACUCAUUAAUUUU